Arachis stenosperma is the source of this 1557-nucleotide messenger RNA. Its product is annotated as probable U3 small nucleolar RNA-associated protein 11. The coding region runs from base 421 to 1116 and encodes 231 amino acids. The transcript is spliced from 9 exons. Gene Ontology annotation, biological process: rRNA processing. Lineage: Eukaryota; Viridiplantae; Streptophyta; Magnoliopsida; Fabales; Fabaceae. The record is from RefSeq and is a predicted model, not a curated record. Gene Ontology annotation, cellular component: small-subunit processome; nucleolus.
AGUGCUUCAACGUGGUUGCUUCCCCUUCUUCUUCAUGCUUCAGCCACCUCCCACGGCCACCACCGCGUAGGCGCACACCAGCCAGUAAGCCACAGCCUUCUUCCCUUUCUUCCUCACCAGCCAGCCAGCCUCAACCACCAAUCCACCAAGAUUCGCGGCUUUCCUCGCACCGGUCACUACCACGUACCACGGUUCGCCGCUGCGCCACCUAUUACGGCGUUUCUCACCGCGCCAUCACCCACCCAUCCCGUAUCGUUCUCUAAUCCCUCCGUGCGACCACGCUGUUGUCUUUGAUCGUCGCUCUCGCCAACCACCAGCUCGUCGCCGUUCAAACCAGUAGGCAGCAGCCUUUUAACAACAGCCACCGAGAGCCACUGUCACGCACCUGCUUCCCCAAAAGCUCCUCCGUGUAACUGCAACAUGUCUUCUCUCAGGAAUGCCAUUCCCAGGCGUGCCCACAAAGAACGCGCUCAACCGUCCUCGAGGAAAAAAUUUGGCUUGCUUGAGAAGCACAAAGACUAUGUUGAGCGUGCAAAAGCAUUCCACAAGAAAGAGGACACCAUACGGAGGCUCAGGGAAAAAGCGGCAAACAGAAACGAAGAUGAAUUUUACUUUAAGAUGAUCAAGACAAAAGUCGUUGAUGGAGUUCAUAAACCAGAGAGUGAUGCAAACAAGUAUACCCAAGAAGAACUCCUGCUGAUGAAAACACAGGAUAUAGGAUAUAUUCUUCAAAAGCUUCAGAGUGAGAGAAAGAAAAUUGAGAAGCUGAAUGCCACUCUGCACUGUACUGAUAAUCAACGGCCAAAUAAGCAUGUCUUCUUUGCUGAGGACAGGGAAGAGGCAAAAGAGUUACAAUCACAAAAUCUAAGAAGAGAAGUUCAUCUUCCUCUUACUUCCGAUGAUCUUCCUACGAACAUUAAGAGAAAGAUUGCCAAAUCCUAUAAAGAGCUGGAAGCGAGGAAGACUAGACUCAGCCAGCUAGAGAAAAUCUACUUGGACAUGUCAAUGCAGAAAGAGUUGCAGAAAAAGGGUAAGAAGCGCAAACUACGAGAAGACGAGCUUGUCACUCCAGCCCCUAAAUCGGUAUACAAGUGGCAUGCUGAAAGAAAGCGCUGAAUGGGAUAAAAUAGAGUAUCUGACCUCUUAGCGUAAGGAUAAUUCAUUUUCUUGAUUGUGUGUUUCUACUGGAGAUGGAAGCACAGAACAUAUGUAUUCUAGGGCUACUGGUUUCGGUGUUGAUAGCAUAGUAGCCAGCUUUCUUGCUGGGAAUUCCUUGAUCAUCAAGUAAUAGUCGAAUAUCUUUUCAAUACUAUAGAUUUUGUGCAAUUAGACCUGUGACUAUUGUGAAACGCAUGGUGUUUUCAUAUAGAUCCUAAAUGGAAUGUAACAGUUGAAUUUCUAUUUCCAAUACUAAAGAUUUUGUGCAACUUAUCAUGGGUAGCUGGAAAUGCCGCCUAUUUUUAUAUAGAACCUAAAAUGGCAUGAACCUGUCUAGUGUCUCUACUUAAUUAUUGUUGGUUGCAAAGACUUUCUGAUCAAAUACAGAGUAACAUAAUG